Molecule: messenger RNA, 4070 nt
Organism: Malania oleifera
Lineage: Eukaryota; Viridiplantae; Streptophyta; Magnoliopsida; Santalales; Ximeniaceae
Product: intracellular protein transport protein USO1-like
Exons: 9
Coding region: 456-3755 (1099 amino acids)
Source: RefSeq, a predicted model, not a curated record
AAUAAUAAUUCGUUAAAUUUAUCACGCAGAAGCUUCUCCUUCGUUUUUUAAUUUCUCUGUUUUUGUGUUUCUUUUUCCUUUGUUGAAAAAUGAGUCAUCUUCUCUUUCCCAGAGGCUGUUACAAGUGAACCAGUAAGAGAGAGAGAGAGAGUAUGCUCGCAACAUAAAUUCACAAACUCUUCAGAUCUAUCUGGUUCAUCUUCUACUGAAAUCGCAUAUCCAUUUACCGAGUUGAACUCGGAUUGGUACUCUGCUGAGAAUUUAGUCUACUCACUUCUUCGCUGCUCUUCUUCUUCUCUUUUUCUGCCGGAGCAUUGGCAACUGAUCCGUCCCGGCAAUGGCGGGUUUCGCCGGAGCUCUGAUGGGUCGGAGUACUUUUCGGUGACGCGUCGGACUGAGCUCCCGGAAGCUCGGAUUGAACGAGAACGAUGCUGAAUUGAGGCCGGGAGAGAAAGAUGUUCAAGUCGGCGAGAUGGAGGAGCGAGAAGAACAAGAUCAAGGCUGUUUUCAAAUUGCAGUUUCAUGCAACCCAGGUGCCAAAGUUGCCAGGGGAUGCAUUGAUGAUAUCCGUGAUUCCUGUGGAGGUGGGAAGGCCAACAGUGAGAUUAGAGAAAGCUACAGUUCGGGAUGGGAGCUGUAGCUGGGAAACUCCUGUGUAUGAAACGAUUAAAUUCAUGCAGGACUCGAAAACGGGGAAGAUUUUGGAGAGAAUUUAUCAGUUCCGCGUCUCAACUGGAUUGUCAAAGGCUGGUGUUGUUGGAGAAGUUUCUAUUGAUUUUGCAGAAUAUGCUGAGGCAACCAAGCCUUCAUCUGUUUCUCUUCCCCUUAAGAAUUCAAACUAUGAUGCAGUAUUGCAUGUAUCGAUUCUGAGGAUGCAGGAAAAUGUGGAUCAGAGAGAAGCUGAGGAAAGUGAAGACACAAAGAUGAAACAGCAAGACAGGACUUUGAGGGCCCAUUUAAGCUUUGACGAUACUCAUGGAAGCACCAGAAGUAAUUCUACCGAAGAUGGGCACAAUGUUGAGCCAAAUGGGAAUGACAGAACAACCAGUGGAUCUGAUAUUACAUUGUCGAGCUCUGAGAGCAGUUCUGGAUUUAACACUCCACGAGAACUUGGACUGAAAAAUAACAUCCAUCAUGACUCUACGGCCUUUCUACCAUCUCUGAGCUUUGCUUCAGUUCCUCAGAAACCAAUAAGCAAUGCUGCAAUGUCGGUAUACCAAGAGCAUCAAAGAUCACAAUGGGAGUGGACGGUGGGCUCUGCUCAUGAAUUAAGCACAGAUGACUCAAUAAGCAGUUCCCAGGAUGCCCUUCAGAUGGUGAGUUCUCAACAUGAUUCAGAUGUUAUGGUCGAAAAUCUGAGGAGUGAACUCCAUGUUCUGGCUAAGCAGGCCAAAGUGUCUGAAUUAGAAUUACAGACUCUCCGAAAGCAGAUAGUAAAAGAGGGUAAACGAGGUCAGGAACUCUCAAGAGAAGUGGUUAGCCUGAAAGAGGAGAGAGAUGCUCUCAAGGUUGAAUGCGAAAAACUGAGGGGCAUUAAGAAUCACACAACUGAGGCAAAAGUUAAAAGCAAGUUUCAUUUUGAAAAUGGGGAUCCACGGGCUCUACUUGAAGAACUCAGACAAGAACUGGAUUAUGAGAAGGACCUGAAUGCAAACCUUCGUUUACAACUGCAGAAGACACAGGACUCUAACUCAGAGUUAAUUCUUGUGGUGCAAGACCUAGAUGAAAUGCUGGAACAGAAGAAUAGGGAGAUAUCGAAUAUCUGCAGGAAAUCAACUAGUGAAAACGAUGUAGAGCUACAGGAAACCAUCUCAAACCAAGUGAAUGAUGAAGAACAAAAGGCAUUGGAAGAGCUUGUUAUGGAGCACAGGGAUACCAAGGAAACACACUUGCUUGAGCAAAAGAUCAUAGACCUUUACAGUGAAAUAGAGAUCUAUAGGAGAGAUAAGGAUGAGCUAGAGACGCAGAUGGAGCAGCUUGCCCUUGACUAUGAAAUUUUGAAACAGGAAAAUCACGACAUCUUGUAUAAACUGGAGCAAAGCCAGCUGCAAGAACAACUGAGGAUGCAAUAUGAAUGUUCGCCUUCUUUUGACACCCUAUGUGAACUUGAAACCCAGAUUGAGAACCUGGAAAAUCAGCUGAGUAAGCAGUCAAAAGAAUUAUCAGAUUCCUCGGCCACCAUAAAAGAGCUUGAAACCCAAGUGAAGAGCUUGGAAGAAGAACUGGAGAAACAGGCACAGAACUUCGAAACUGAUCUAGACUCAUUAAUGCAUGCUAAAGUUGAGCAGGAGCAGAGAGCCAUCCGAGCUGAGGAAGCCUUGAGAAUGACAAGGUGGAAAAAUGCUAGUACAGCAGAAAGGCUGCAGGAGGAAUUCAAAAGGCUUUCUAUGCAAAUGGCAUCUAGUUUUGAUGCAAAUGAGAAGCUGGCUACAAAAGCACUGACAGAAGCAACUGAACUGCGUCUGCAGAAAAGUAAUUUAGAAGCAUUGCUCCACAAAGCCGAACAAGAGCUUCAGUCUGUCAGGGAUUCUUAUGAGGCGAAACUGCUAGGGCUUUCCAACCAAAUAGAUUUGAAGACCAGUCAAAUAGAACAGAUGAUGAUGGAAAUCGAGGAUAAUACCAAGCGACUUGAGCAUCAGAAAAAACACAAGGAGGAAGUUUGUGGAGAUCUCUCACGGGAGAUCCUAACACUCAGAGCAGAUGCGCAAAGGCUCAAAACAGAAAAUGAGAUGCUUUCUGAGCAGGCUGAACAUGGAGAAAGUGUUACUGCUGAAAUGGAACAAAUGAAGACGUCAAUGAAAGAAACUGAAUUGUUGGUGCAGAGAGGGGACAUAGAAAAAAAUGAACUAGAAGGUAUGCUUGUUUUGGCAAGGACAGAAGUGGAGAAGUCAGUGGAGAAACUGAAUAGUAUGAAGUAUCUCAAGGAUGAGAAGGAGAAGGCAGUGAAAAUGCUGAAGUCAGAAGUGGAAAAACUGACAGCUCAGUAUAAUGACUUGAAGAAAUCUAUGUCUGAUGGAGAGCUAGAGAAAGAGAAAUUAAGAAAGCAGGUGUUGCAAUUAAAGGCUGACCUAAAGAAGAAGGAUGAUGCAUUGUCCAGCAUUGAGAAGAAGCUUAAGGAUAGUAAUGCGCGGCCUGCAGUUUUAGAUGGAACAAAGGCAAUUCAGAGAAGCAACAAGUCUCCUCCAGUUCCUCGAGCCUCCAAGGAGGUUACAAGUCUGAAGGAGAAAAUAAAGUUGCUUGAGGGACAGAUAAAACUAAAGGAAGCCGCACUUGAAAAGUCAUCAAAUACUUUUCUGGAGAAGGAGAAGGAUCUUCUCAAUAAAAUUGAAGAAUUAGAAAGUAGAGUGGGAGAGCUCCAUCAGAACAGUGCAAGUUUCUUUAAGGUGGCUGAAGAUAGCAGUGACAUUUCUCCAAAUGGUAGACCAGAGGAAGGGAGGAACGCAGUUGAUGAUUUGAGCGGGAUGGCAUGCAGGUCCGAGGAAAACGGGAUGCAGAUGUCAUUUAUUAAGAGCAAUGAUGUUAUCUCAGAGGAAAAAACAGAAGUCCCCACUGUUAGUACCAAAGAUCAACGCAACCUCAAUGAAUUGUUAACUGAAAUGGCAUUAUUAAAUGAGAGGAACAGAUCAAUGGAAGGCGAACUGAAGGAAAUGCAGGAUAGGUAUUCAGAAAUAAGCCUGAAGUUUGCUGAGGUAGAGGGGGAAAGGCAGAAGCUCGUAAUGACUGUACGGAACCUCAAGAAUGCUAUGAAGUGCUAAUGAUUUUUCCCCGUAUACCGGUAACUGGAUGUGUAUAGGUGAAGCAGCUCGGCUUGCGCCUGUGGAAAAUCAAAAGGGGACGAGCUACGCCAGAGUCUUGUCUUCAAGAAUAAUUUUAUAUGUACAUCAAUAAAUUUUUUCCCUGCCAAUGCUAUUUGUCUUCCCAAUUGGGUAUAACACAGAAUUACGCGCACUUUUACUUUCCAUUGUACUUAAUUGUGUUGCAGCGUCCAAUCCAUGUUAUUUCUGUAAUAUGAGUAGAGGUUGUCAUGAUAAAAAGUACACUCCUACCAUUAAUAUAUUCUUUUCAUUUUU